AUGACGGAAAUUAUCAUGAGCCAGACUCCCCCUAUUCUUCACCGGCCAUCGGAAAAGGAACGCAAAUACGAUCGUCAGCUACGACUUUGGGCUGCCAGCGGUCAGUCAGCCCUUGAAUCAGCCAACAUCUUGCUGGUCAACUCAGGUGCAGGCGCGGUCGGGGCCGAGACUUUGAAAAACCUCGUUCUACCAGGAAUUGGCCGUUUUGCCAUUUAUGAUGAGGCGGAGGUGACAGAGGCUGACCUCGGUGUGAACUUCUUCCUGGAUGAGAGCUAUCUUGGCCAGCGUCGGUCGCGUGGUUUGACCGAACUUCUCACAGAACUAAAUCCCGAGGUCAAGGGCAGUUGGUACCCAAAUGAGGAUAUCAAGACCUUGGAGGCUCUUCUUACCGACGACACCGUAUAUACCGUGAUUAUGUAUACACACCCUAUUCGCAAGGAGGACCUCGCUGUUCUAGAGGCUUAUGCUCAAAAGCAUAAAACUCCGCUGGUGGCAAUUCACUCAGCAGGCUUCUAUUCUUACUUCCAGAUCAAUCUUCCCGGGGCUUUCCCGAUUGUGGAAACACAUCCAGAUGAGACCGCAACAACCGAUCUCCGCCUCUUAAAACCUUGGCCAGAGCUAGUUGCCUUCGCCCAAGAACUCACAAGGGAUAUUGAUAACCAGGACGAUUUUGAGCAUGGUCAUAUACCGUAUGUGGCGAUUCUGCUCCACUAUCUAGAGCAGUGGAAGGAAACCCACGACGGGAGGUAUCCUACAACAUACAAAGAGAAAACGGAGUUCCGUAGCAUUGUGCAGCGUGCUGCGCGAACAAACAACCCUGAAGGAGGAGAAGAAAACUUUGAUGAGGCGGCGGCAGCCGUUCUCAAAACCCUAGUUGUUCCCUCAUUACCAUCUGGGUUGAAGCAGGUCUUCGAAUACAAGCAUGCUGAUCCAGUUGAGCAAAGAUCCGGCUUCUGGAUUAUUGCAGAUGCUGUUAAGGCUUUCUUUGAGAAGCACCAAUGUCUUCCUCUCCCGGGCAAGCUGCCAGACAUGAAGGCCCAGUCCAAGGUCUAUGUUCAGCUCCAGAAUCUCUACAAGGAAAAGGCACGCAAGGAUGCUGCUGAGGUCCUGGAAACUGUGCGUGCGAUGCCGGGUGGUCAAGAUAUUGAUCCGGCCGAAGUAGAACUCUUCUGCAAGAACGCAGCCUUCGUCAGACUUAUCAAUGCAACAGGAGGGAGUAAUGAACAAGACGGCAAGCUAGAGCGCCUUAGAUUAACAGCAGCCCAAGAGUUCGCCAACGACGAAAACACUUCGCUAACAGGCGCUCCUCUCUCCCACCUGCCCAUCUACCUCGCGUUGCGUGCCACUUCUCAUGCAACCUCGCCUAUAAGUGCGGAGGAGAUUCUGGAAGGCAUUGCUGCACUGGUUCCAGGCUCAGAGAAGAGAGAACAGGUGAUCAAAGCCGCCCAGGAGGUAGCUCGUGCCGCCGGGGGUGAACUUCAUAACAUCUCAGCCUUGACUGGUGGUAUGGUGGCACAGGAGACCAUCAAAAUUGUCACCAAACAGUACGUUCCGAUCGAUAAUACGUGCAUCUUCGAUGGCGUGGGCAGCCGCUGCCAAGUUCUGCAGCUGUGA
Molecule: messenger RNA, 1614 nt
Organism: Thermochaetoides thermophila DSM 1495
Lineage: Eukaryota; Fungi; Ascomycota; Sordariomycetes; Sordariales; Chaetomiaceae
Product: nedd8-activating enzyme E1 regulatory subunit-like protein
Exons: 5
Coding region: 1-1614 (537 amino acids)
Biological process (GO): protein neddylation
Cellular component (GO): cytoplasm
Molecular function (GO): NEDD8 activating enzyme activity
Source: RefSeq, a predicted model, not a curated record